UCGUCGUUUGGAAAAGACGUAACGAAACGAGUGUGUUUUAACGAAAUAAGGAACUAUUGACUGUUUUUGUUGUGUUGCUAGCUGCAUUUAAUAGUGCGUAUAACUGUGUGUGUUCUGAGUCAUAACAUUCCCCAAUGAACAGGAAGUGAUAAGCGAAAAAGAGGGGAAUUACGUACAAUAGUCUACAGAAUCCGUGUGGAUGUGGUUUGUUAUGAAUACAUAGUCGAAAUAAAUAUAGAUUAUACAAUCACGGUAAAAUUGUUACUAAUUCGAAUGCAGAUUGUUUUGUAAAGUGCUUCGCGUUGUGUACUGUGCUAUACUCUAGCUGAAAGUGGAACAUAUUUGGAUAAAAGUUUUCAAUUCAACUCACAAAAGACAAGGGAUGAUGAUAAACCAAAAGGGGCUGUAGUUGUUCCGUGAGCUGACUAACGCACUCUGGAUGUGCUCAAACAUGCUCAUCGCUAACCCAAUUCUAAACGACACGUAGAAAUGACGAAUAUCUAGUGGCUAUGGAAAAUGUCGGAACUGUAAAUAGGCCAACGACAUUUUGCUCUUGCUUCGAUGAACGACAACAUCGAUAUGCACUCAUCAGCGUACAUGGAAAACAACAACCGGAUGUCGAAUGAAUGAUGGGAGGCAUAGUUUGCAUUGAAUUCGGCGGAAGAUUCGGUUAAUUGACUCAUACAGUAAGCCGUGGGGGGAGUGGUGGCCAAGUGGUUUGAUGUAUGUUUGCAACCAGCAGUGCAAUCCGUGUAUCAAACAUAUCUGUAGAUAAACGAAAGCUGGAAACUGUUACGUUGACCACUGAACAAAAUGGCUCAACGAAUGAAGCUCAACUUAUUCCUAAAUGUAGCCUUUCUUCUCCUGGCUAAUUCCUUAGGAGAAAACACCACAACGAUACCGGCCUCGACAACUAUAAGCACAUUUGAUACAACUCAAACGACCAUAGCACAAAUACUAUCGUCGUCCUUUCAACAGCAACAACUGGCUUCUAUAUCAACUCAGUCCUUUCCCAGCUAUGCUAGCACCGAAGCUCAAACCUUAUCAGCCGGAGCAACCUCAACGCCCAGCAUAGCUGCGACUCCGAUGUACGCAUUGUCUACAUCGUCGCCUCUAUACAUAUCAAACUACUCUACAAUAUCGCAGCUGCCGACGUAUCCGUCUCUGGCAAUGACGACUAAACAGGAUUUGUUGGAUCCGAUACCAGUAGAUGUUGAAAUUGGUCCUGGAGGGCCUGAUCAAAAAGAAAGUCUCGGCAUACAGAAAGCGAUUGACUGGUUACGCGAAAGACGAUUGCCAGACUACAGUUGGGGAAACGAUACGCACAUGGUUAUUCUAGCGAAAGAAUUGUCCGGAGCCCGUGACACAGGGGAUAAUGACAAUCACUUACAAGAAAUAGCCGACUUGGAAGAUAUGUUGUCUGUUAAACAGAUGGAAAUCGAGGUAUUAACUAUGGUAGAUCGACAUCAUUCAAUGCCGAAACCUGUGAAUACUGAUAGAGUGGCAAAGUAUAUCCUGGCAAUGGGAGCUCUAUGUAAAGACGGGCGUCAUUUUCAUGGCCACGAUCUAGUAGCCACUUUAGAGCAUCACGAGCAUGAUCAAGGACAGGAAUAUGAAUUUGCAUUAACUGCUUUAGCCAUAUGUAGCUCAGCUACCCAUGUACGUAAAAGACAGAUUCGACGUCUCCUGGAUGUUGCCAGUGGCGAGGUUAACAAUGUGGACACAAUCGCCAUGGUCCUGUUAGCACUGCGUUGCAUAGUAACCGAUCAUCGCCACCGACAUUUACAACAUUUUGUACGACGACCCGCACAAGGUUUGGCCAGCCUACAAGGACCUCAAGGUAGUUUCGGUUCGUUACGAAGUACUGCUCUGGCAAUGCAAGCUCUUCAAGAUCUCGAACCAGAUCCGGCUGGAAAGUGGAACAGAACAGCUGCUUCAGAGUGGUUACUUUCGAAGCAACGUUCUGAUGGUGGUUGGACUGAAGAACCUCUGAAGGAUGGACAAGAAGCAUCUAUUGGAGUUGGGUUAACAGCAGACAUCAUUCUCGCUUUAGGAUGGAAAGGAUUGGGCGCAGUACGUGCUUUGCAGUGUGACCACGUGAUACGAGAAUCAAAUGACAACGUUUACGAGAACGGAGAACCUAAACUGGCCGUUCCUGUUGGUUUGACAUCGUCUGUGGAGGAAGCCGAACCGCGGAAUGUUUCCUACACCUACACGCUAUGGGUGGGUACCAACGAAACCGAGGAGUAUUGCUUGGAUCUAACAUCCCCAAAAAAUACCACCUUUUUCCGGGCGAUGAAACAGGCAGCUGAAAUAGAUUCCAGAUUUGCUUUCGAGGCACGGGAAUGGCCUAACGGGCAUUAUGUUCACACACUCGCAGGCAUGAAAGAAGAACCGAAAAGCUAUCACUACUGGCUGUUGUAUCGAUUACCCGAGAAACCGGACGCGAAAAGUCCACCCGGUAAUCAGUUGAUUGCACCGUUAGGUGUGGACGAGCUUCUAGUCGAGGACGGCGAGCAUUACCUCUACUGGUAUAAAAAACUUUAAAGCGCUGUCUCAAAGCUUGCCGGAAGCGGUACCACCUCCGGACUGGUCCACAUGGAACUAUAUAUUUAUCCCGAAGCAACAAAAAUGCAAAGAAAGUGCUAGGGCGGAUGUAUUCUUAAUUACAAAAAAACGGAAAUUCUCUAUUCAGGGAGACUAAAAGUAGCAUGCUUGCAAAAAAUGCUGAAUGAACAAGGCAGAAGAAACAAUGGUAUUAGGGAACACAGUUGAGAUAUGCUUGAGCGAUAAAAAGAGUGAAUGAAAAGCGAAAACCAUCGUUAACGGUCCAGUAGAAAAUAUUUCUUAAACACCAGCUUUCUACAACAAAGCAGACAGGCGUAUGCAUUUAAAUAUAUGAGGAGAGAGGUUAAAUUCCAAUCCUACUACUCGAUAACUAAAAGAAAGCUGAUGAUGCCAUACGACAUAAUGAGAGAGGGGUGAUAAUUAUUUAAAACAAAUUUUUAACACGCUCAUAACCAUCAAGAGUUACGGUACUUUUGCUCAGACCUAGAAGCAAACGUUAAGUGCUAAGCUUCUAUUUCCGUUCGUCGCCCAUAGACAACUACGAACAAUUAAUCAAUAAAAGGCUCAAAUUUAAAACUUUCCGAGUUGUAUGUAUACGAACAUAAACGUCAUAAAAGUUCAAAAUGCAAUAAUAUCAGAUAUUGAACAGAAAUGUCCAAGUCUAAUUAUAACUGAUCAAUCAACAUCAAUUGAAUCGAACUUACAACUCAUAAUAACCUAUGAUGCAGAUUUUGUUUUAUCAAAUCUCCUAAAUAUAUUUUUGCUGCGAUAACAUAAUCUAAAAUGAUCUUCAGGAAGCCUCAAACAAAAUUGCUGUAUUUCGAAUUUAAUAUUCUUAGAACACUCAACAUAUUGCCCUGCACGUAUUGUUUUUCGUUGUUAGGCUUUAAUCAUUAUACUUCAAAUAUGAAUUAUGAAAUUUCUGUUUCAUAAAAGAACUGACUAUUUUUAGGCAAGCAGACUAUAUAAAGAAUAGUCUUAUUUAUCUACAGUUCUGUAUAAAAUGUUCAAAACGACGUAUGUAACAAUGAGAGAUUCUCUUUGUUUACUAUCUCUUUUGAUUAUUACGGCACUCCUAGCAAUCCUCUCCAAUUAUUUACCGAUAAUAAUAGCGGCCCUUACACGAUCAUUAAAAGUGUCAUUACUAAGUAAUGACACUUCUGCUCAAACGCUCGUCAUUACUGCAUUACUGUACAUCAUUACUUUUUAGCAUUACACGUUCAUUAUUAACACUCCAAAUACCAAGCCUCAAAAAAAGUUGGAACGGUAACUUUGAGCUGUCAUAGCUCAGCUGUUUUUCAACGAAUCUCAAUAAAUUUUACACCCUCGAAUUUUGUGAAGUUCGUAGAUUGAUUCCAAAACUUUGUAGCAGACGAUUGGUAAAGGAAAACCAAUGAAAAUUUGAUUUUUUCCGUUCCAAGUUUUUUUCACGCGCCUAAUAUGCCCUAUCUGCUUUCCAAUUUUCUUUCCUUGGGCAAAAACGUCGCAUAGAAAAUAUUGAAUACUUCAACCUUACUGCAUCAUAACUUUGUUGUUAGUCAAUCGAUAUUCAAAAUUUGUUCACCAUUGGAAAGGUACUACUUCCACAAAUAAAAUGCACUGAAAAAAACUAAAAAUACGGUUGUCUACCCAAAGUUAUAAUGAAAACUGUAGAUAGAUGACCUAAGAAAAGAUGAGACUUUUUACAAUGAUCGUAAAUAUCUCGAAAUUCAAAGCGAUGACCCAUAUAUUUUUACACAUCAUUCGAUUGCUAGUGCUACCAGGUACAAUUUUCGCUCAACUACCAUUCCUGCACAAUCAUGAGAAAACAUUAAAAAAUCGAUGAAUUUUUAAAUAUAUAUGAAUUUUUCAUUUUUUUUUUCACAUGUUUGUAUAUAACUCAAAAAUUAAAGCGAUGACAUGUACAUUUUUUUGAUUCAGAAUAUUGGAAUCAUUACCAGAAACAAUGUAUUGAUGAUCAAAAUUAUAUAUCCGUUCAAAGAAUCUCAAGAAAUUUGGUACAAAUACAGAGAAUUUCUAUUAUUGGGAAAAUUUUGCCAAAAAAAAACAAAUCAAAACUUUGAAAUUUUAUGACAUAUAUUUUUUUAUUAUUUUAGUUGGGAAUUUAUUAUGAACAAACAAAAAACUGAAACUUGGAUUUCACUGAAAAUCUUAAAAAUUUUGGUAAAUAUACCCAAACUCUAAAAAUAAUAAUGUUUUUGUAUUGGACAAACGAUCUAAACAAUUUUUAUGCACAACCCAAACGGAAUUGUUAACUACUAAAAAUAGUUUUUUUUUUGUUUUAGGUUUUCCGUAAAAUCUCAAAAAAUCGGUAGAAGAUCGGAAAUUUCAAAAUUUCUGAUAUAUAUUGCGUUCCAACGUUUCUGCAAAUCAAAGUGAAAAUAUUGGAAUCCGUUUUGAUUUUAUCUGUUUCAAAGAGACGUAGAAUUUGUUGCUAUUAAUAAAAUAAAUUUUGUGACAACACGAAAAUUUUAAAUUAUUUCAAUGGCUUUGUACAAUAAGAAAUAGAACGUAAAAAUAUAUGAAUUUCAUAUACUAAUCCAUGGCAAAAGAAACCAACGACAAUUAAAAACAAAUUAUUGCUUGAUUUUUGUUUUACAAGCAAUUAAGAACAAAAACAUAUAUCUUAAAUUUUCCGCUAUCCUAAACAACAUCAAUUAUAAUCGAUAGAAUAUUAAAAUUUAAAUAUCACAAACUUAGAAUUUUUUUCGAAAUGUAUGGAAUUCGAAAAUUAUUUGAAUUUUCUAUAAGUAAACAAUUCAGAAAAAGUAGAAUUCUGAAUUUAGCACAAAAAAAUCACACGAAAUUGAGUAAAACUUGUUCAUAUCCACCUCAUUGUGUAAUGAUGCCUUUCUCAUAUCUCUCUUAUUCUCAUAUAAAAAAUGUAUUCUUCAAACAGUUUUGUUUGAUUUUUUAAAAACAUGAAAGCUAGUGCAUGAACUAGUGUAACCUACAAAUUGAAACAGUUCUCAAAUCGGUUAGGCCAUCUUUCUCAGUGAAGUGAGUUCCACUAUUUCAGGCACUUAUGAAACUGGAAUCGCCCCGAAUAUUAGCUUUGCAGCAGCCUUUGCAAUUAGCACCAACCAACUAAUCUAUUUGCAGCUUACAGUUGUCUUCGUCUCGAAAAACAACCUCUUCGUUUGAAUGCUUUUUACUGAAUGAAACCAUGCACCUAUGUUAUCAGAACUAAUUGGCUCAAGUGGCAUGUUCCCCUAGUUAUUUGGAGAUUCGUGCCUUGCGUAGCUUCUCAUCAACUUCCUGAUGGGAAGGGAAGGAUAAAAGGAACAUGGAAGGGAAUUGAGAAUUGGGUGAGGUGGGAAAACAGCACAAAACAUAAAAAAAUAAGUCGUCCUGCAUCCCCGAAAGGAUGCUGAACGAUCUGCAGGUGCCAAAAUGCACGGUUGAUAAAACCUCCAACCACCGAGAGGCGUUAGAGAUUUUACAAAAGCGACACCAUUCUGCAUUCUCCGAAGAAUGCAGAACGAUUUCUUCCCGAAUAUGCACUUGAAUUAAUUUGACACUUUAGAAGACAAAAAUACCUUGUUUUCAUAUAUAGCUAAUAAAUUACUUACAUGAUACGAAUAUUUUUCAAUGAAAAAACCCAAUGUUUGAACAUAAUUUUAAAAAAAUAAAAAAAUAUUUCCUCCGCCUUUUUUUAUAAACAUGCUCGAAAAUAUUUUCUGUCAAAUACAAGAAACGCAUUUUUUUCGUUUGCCUAAAUGUUAGAUAUAGCAGUUUAAAAAUAACCUGUUUUUGAACUAGUUUUGCUCAUAACUUCGAUUCAGAAAACGCUACCUGAAUAUGCCAGUCAUUAAAAAAUUGGUUUUAACAAACUCUAAAAGAUGUUCAAAGAUACCUAUACGAAAAGAGAAAAAUAUAAAUGCUAGAGCAAAAAAUCUGAUUUUUUGAGGAACACCCUAAGUUGCUCUUUAAAAAUCACUGUAACACUAAAACCGUUGCAGAUACUACUAUGGUGUCCUCAGCAAAGCUGCUCGAUAUAAGUUUAUCUACGAUUUAGCCGAGAAAUGCAGUCUAUCUAUGCAGUCUAUGCAGUCUAUAGUCUCUAUCUACAUCCGAAAAAAAAUAAGUUUUGGAUCACCUUAAUAAUAAGAGCCACCCUAAUACCAUGUACAUCGACAUAAGGCUUAUCUUCACUGAUCAUUUGUUUUGAAGACAUCAUAGCUCUAUAGUAUAAGGUUAAGCCACAAAUGUUUUUGUCCCCCUAAAUUGUGAAUCCGGACCACUGUGCAAUGCAAUUUAACUCGGAAAUUUUAAAAUUUCCGAUCUUUUACCUAUUUUUUGAGAUUCUGCGGCAAACCCACAACAAAAUCAGAAUUUUAGUAGUUAUCAAAUGCGUUCGGGUUGUGCAUAAAAAUUGUUUAGAUCGUUUGUCCAAUAUAAAAAAGAGUUUUAGGUUAUUUACUAAAAAUUUUAAAAUUUUCAGUGAAAUCCAAGUUUCAGUUUUUUUUUUGUAAAUUUUGUUUAUAAUGAAUUUUCAACUAAAAUAAUAAAAAAAUAUUUGUCAUAAAAUUUCAAAGUUUUGAUUUCAUGUUGUUUGGCAAAUUUUUCCCAAUAACACAAAUUCUCUGUAUUUGUACCAAAUUUCUUGAGAUUCUUUGAACGGAUAUAUAAUUUUGAUCAUCAAUACAUUGUUUUUGGUAAUGAUUUCAAUAUUUCGAAUCAAAAAAAUGUACAUGUCAUCGCUUUAAUUUUUGAGUUAUAUACAAACAUGUGAAAAAAAAUGAAAAAUUCAGAUAUAUUUAAAAAUUCAUCGAUUGUUUAAUGUUUCCUUUUGAUUGUGCAGGAAUGGUAAUUGAGCGAAAAUUGUAGCUGGUAUCACUAGCAAUCGAAUGAUGUAUAAAAAUAUAUAGGUCAUCGCUUUAAAUUUCGAGAUAUUUACGAUCAUUGUAAAAAGUCUCAUCUUUUCUUAGGUCACUUAUCUACAGUUCUCAUUAUAACUUUGGGUAGACAACCCUAUUUUACGUUUUUUUCAGUGCAUUUUAUUUCUGGAACUAUUACCUUUCCAAUGGUGAACAAAUUUUGAAGAUCGGUUGACUAACAACAAAGUUAUGACUCGGUAAAGUUGAAGUUCUCAAUAUCCGAUUCGCGAUACAGGUGCCGCAUGAAUGCAGAUAGGGCACGUUUUGAGCUCGAAAAAAAACUUGGAACGGAAAAACCUGAUUUUCAUUAGUUUUUCCUAAAAGAUUGCCAAUAAUGAUAUACUUAAAAUAAUCUACAAACUUCACAAAAUUCGAGGGUGAAAAAUUUAUCGAAAUUGGUCAAGUAACAACUGAGCUAUGAUAGCUCAAAGUUACCGUUCCAACUUUUUUUGAGGCUUGGUGCUUCGCGUAACUUUUUUAGGCUUGGUAUUAGGAGUGUUAAUGAUGAGCAUUUGUAACUACUCCAGCAAUAGCAAUAGCAAUAUUUUUAUUUUCGUUUAGCUGAAAAUAAAUUUGAUUUGCCAUUGAAACGUUAAGGUUAAUGAAAUAUUAACAAUUUAAAUCUACACUUUGUCAUUUUUUUCGCGUAUAGCUCUAAAGAUAUUCAGCACUUCCACAAAAAAAAUAAGAAGAAGAAAUACUGUUGGUAAUGAUGGAAAAUCCGGAAUUCCAUCAUUACUCGUGUCAUUACUGAACUCGUAGACCUUACACGAUCAUUAAAAGUGCCAUUACUUUUUAGUAAUGACACUUUUAAUGAUCGUGUAAGGGCCGCUAAUAACUAAAGCUAUCAUCUUUUAGCCUGCUCUGAAGAAAUUACCGAAAAAAGCAGGAAUAUUUCGCAAUAAUCAAAAGAGAAAGUAAGCAAAGAGAAUCUCUCAUUGUUACAUACACAGAAUGAAAAGAUGAAACUUACACGACAUGUAAACCAAUAGUACUAUUAAAUAAACAUCAGUUGAAACGAAAAUCCGAUUUAAAACCAUGAUUGAUGUAAAAUUACAUUGAAAUGCAUUUACUUUUUCAUUGAAUAAGACUGUAUAUUUACAAAUCGCUUAGUUUUGUAAUGUAACUUUCCAUUCAAUUACCUGCUCCAAAUAUGUGCAUGAAAAUAAAUGUAAAUUCACAAAAUAUUUUUAUCUGUGUACGUCGUUUUGAACAUUUUAUACAGAGUUGACAUUUCAUGCCUCAGAUUGCCAGACUUUGCACUUGAUAUUUUGUUAUCACUCGCUUCAGAUUCAAAAUUUAUUCAAUUGUGAAGAUUUAUGAUUACAUGGACGAUGAAAAAUAUGCGAGUAAAUUCUAUGUGUCAUGUUUGUACGUCAGUGACCAUACUAAGGUAACGGUACGCCCAUUCAUCUCGGCUCCACCAAUCAUCUCAUAUUACAAAAUACUUGGUUAGAGGGAGAUCGGCUAUCUCUGUUCGAUGCAUUGGCUCAAAGGGUAAGAUGAAAAUUGGUUCAUUUACUUCUUCGCGUCGCUAUAUUAACAGAAUUACACAUUUGUCUAAUUUUAUAACUGCAAUGGUCAAUCCGUUUUAAAGAUAAACUGGAAAUUUUAAAUCCAGAAUGAAAACGAAAUACGUCUAUCACGACACCAGUGGAUAGGUGUUUUUAAUACCUAUCAAUCGUCACUGAAACCAAGUGUGUAGGACAACUGAAUCAAAAGUGAUUGGCCAUUUAUUACAUACAGAUAAGCGCAUUAUUACAAAACCCUUAAAAUUGAAUAUCUCAGAAACGUUGCGUUGCGACGAAAUGUUAUUUGGAUUUUUCUUGUUUUUGCCUUCUCUAUUAACCCUUAAGAGUCGGAAAACUUAAGGGGGAACAUCCUAUACAGUUGGACAUAAUGUUUGUGGUAUAUUCUGUGCGAGCUAUUCUUAUUAUGGAUGUUUGGAAUCGAUUUGAAAUGCAAGAUGGCGUCUUCCGAUUUAUCAAUAUGUCUUCAAAAACUUGUAUGUUACUAACCUGUAAAAUGUAUUUUCGGAACGAAUUUGGUUAUAGAAAAGGUUGUUUGGAGUCGGUUAAAUAUAAAAUAUGUUGACUUCCGGGUUUUCGACACUGACUGACAAACGCCAUUUAGUGCGAAAAUUUUCAACUACUGUUUCACUAUUCCACUAACUUGAGCUCUUAAACAUUCUUUCCGUGAAUACCGACAUUCUAUAUCAUCAGGUUUUAGAUAAGCAUAAUCUUCUGUCUAUCAUAAACCAGUGCCGAUCGGUGGGUGAGUUCUUAACUAAUAUGUCAGUGGUAAUAUGACAUCCUAAACCACUUUCAAGAAGACUAAACCGUUAUAAAUCUUUUAGGUAUUGAUAAUCACAUCGAUAUCAAAAAAAUAUUCCUCAUCUUAUAGUGCCAUUCCGAAUGAAUACUUCCACCUUUAGGAAAACUUUAAGUCUUUAGAAACUUGUUUGAAAGACGCAUUCUUGCAAGCGCUAAACUUUUCUUAAUACCUACUUCACAUUUAAAAAAUGAAUUACUUCAAGCUCUUUUCAGAGCGCUGGUGGAGUUUUUCCCAACUAAUUACAUAUCGAACGGAUUUUGCCUCGUCUCCAUAUCAUCUGUGCGUACCGGAAUAAGAGCAAAGAUUAGUGCAUUUGGCGAUAUAUUGAGUGUUCCGAUAUAUCGUAUUAUUCGUAGGUACGAAAAAGAAAGACGGCACAUAAUAAUUUUCCAAGCAACUUGAACUGACAUUCGGUUAUGUGAAACCUACGUCUAAUAGUAUUUCCAAUUAUGUAUGUCUUUUGAUUUUUGGAUAUGUUUUACAAUACAGUGAAAUUUACUUACAUCAUAAAUGGUGCUUCUAAAUCCUAGUAGACACAAUAAACAGACACCCAAAGGAACGAUCGAUGUAUCCGUUCGAAAUUUAUUGCUUUCAUCAGCAUUCAUCCCUAUUUACGCAACAAUUUUGUAUGGAAGCUACAUAAUUGCAUAUUUAGAAUUGUGUCCAUCAAGAGUCUGGUCGUUACAUUUUUUAAAUAUGAUAAAAGUAUGAAAUAAUGAAUGUUCGGAACAAUCUCUCUGUAAUAAGUUGAAUUACCAAUACAUAAUUGAAACAGUUUUCAGUAUGGUAGCUUGAAUUAAAUUUGAAACAGGUUUCAAAAACCAAUACACAAGAGCUCAUAAGCGAUUGUUGGGCUACUCAAAGCAUCUCUAUAGGCGAAUUGCUACUUGAUGAUCACUUUGUCAAAUAACCCAUUUUUAACCUAACAUACGAUGUAAUGCUUUGAGAAGAGAUAGCUAAGCUCGUUUUAAUUAAUGGGUUUAAAUGGGUAAUAGUCAGAUUAUGGGAUAAAAAAUAAGAUAAACGAGUUAAAAUGAAUAUGGGUACUCUACAUUGUGGAACAUAUCUGAAAAUCAACUGCCGAAGCUGUUGGCAGAUAAACCAAGAGGCGUGUUUUUAUCUAAAUAACCACAUUCAAAUUACUAUCAAACAUUACUGAUGUAUUCAGAAAGGUGUUCUAUAUUAUUAGCAUGCAAAAAUAGUAUGGCUCUAGAUCAAUCAUCAUCAUAGAUGCAUCAUAAACAAUUGGCAAAGUAUAAAUUGUUGAUUUUUUCCAAGACCGUUUUUGUUCGUUUGGGACCACUGUGUAUCGAUUGAUUUUUUACAACAUAAAAUGUACACCGAAUGCAGUAUUUUAAAUGUCAUCUUUUAAUAAGAUAAACUCGAAUGUUCUUACAAACAAAACCAUUCUCGACUGUCACUGAUUGAAAAAAGUGAAUUGAAAAAUAAAUAAAUGUACACAUUCUGAUAACAGUUACACUGUGAUUGAAGGAAAUUUAUUUUUAAGCAUCAAUGAAGACAAUAAUGUAUGCAUUGCAUAAAUACAACAAGAAGGGCAUUGAGUGAUCACAUAGGUGAAAAAAUAAAUACAAUUCAGAUUUUGAGUGCAAAUGGUACUCACAAUGUAUUCAGUUCAAACAACCAUUAAACAACAUGGAAGCAGGAGACGUUGGACAAGAUUAAUGUAUCGUUUCGAAAUAUUUGGCACUUUAAUUAAAUGAGUUCAACAACCUGUAAUAAAUCUUGUGCGAAAUCAGAUAGAAUUGACCAAACUUGUCAUUGAAAUCGAUAUUUUUUACACUUUGUAGAUCUUCUAAGCAUAGCUCAAUGUACGCAAUGUUAUGCUAACCACUUAUCAUGUUUAUUUUAGCAAUAUUGAAUAACUAUGAUGCUCCGUAACGUCUUAUUUAGUAGUAGUACAUAUGAAGUCAUUAGCUUUUACCAGUUAAAGUUAGUUGUUCCUAUUCAGCUGUUAUUGUUCAUAAUACUAAAAAUCUUCCGAUCAAUUGCCUAUUCAGUUACAUACUUUCAACUGUGUUUCUCCAGUUAACUGAUUGCAUGGAACAAUUAGGUCCACUAUGCUGUGCUAACUGGCAAUGAGCAAAAAAUUCUCAAUACAGACAACUUCUGCGAACUCAUUCGCCCGACGAAGCAAUAAUAGCUUUGGAAACCACCCCUACAUUCUUUUACUUUUUUUAUUAAGAUACUCUAAUGAUAACUUACUUAUUAAGCAGAAGGACAUAAUAAAUUGUAUUUUCUUAUUCAAUAUUUGUAUAAGUUUUUUUUGAACGGUAUUGAUCUUCGAACUAAUUAUGUAAUUUACGUGCGUUAAGUUGGAAAGUACAAUUAUUUGUAAAGAAGUAUAUAUACAUUGCACACAAAACGCAAAUAUUUUAUCUUUAUAAUAGAAAAUAAUAAAAAUAUUACUCGUGGAUCAAAUAACUGAAAACGGAAUAAUUUGUUUCAUGAUGCAUUGCUCGUUUUACAGUAUGCGUAUGGUAAAGUAGUUGUCACGAUAACACAUAAAUAUUUAUCAGAUGGAUUGAUUAUUCAUGACGGUUAUAUACAAACACAAUACAUGAAACAUAGCUUAGAAUAUUGAAAUAAACAAAUGAUAUCAAACAUA
Malaya genurostris is the source of this 12408-nucleotide messenger RNA. RefSeq lists its product as uncharacterized. NCBI's taxonomy places the organism in Eukaryota, Metazoa, Arthropoda, Insecta, Diptera, Culicidae. Gene Ontology annotation, molecular function: cobalamin binding. Bases 814 to 2547 code for a protein of 577 amino acids. Gene Ontology annotation, biological process: cobalamin transport. The record is from RefSeq and is a predicted model, not a curated record. The transcript is spliced from 9 exons.